AUGACCGAUCGGCAGUACGCGACGACAAGGCCCGCCUUCGCCCCCACCUCCAUCCUCCACAAGCUCAGGGCCCACGCCCCCAACUCUGCCCAGCUCGUCGGCCUCGCCACCCUCGUCAUCUCCGGCGGCAUCCUCCUCCUCCUCUCCGGCCUCACCCUCACCGCCACCGUCCUCGUCCUCAUCUUCUUCGCGCCCCUCAUCAUCAUCUCCAGCCCCAUAUGGCUCCCAAUUGGCUUCCUCAUCUUCGUCACCAUCUCCGGCCUCCUAUCCUUCAUCGGCUUCGGUGUUGCCGUUGUUGCAGCGGUUUCCUGGAUUUACCGCUAUUUUAGGGGGCUCCACCCGACCGGUUCGGACCGGUUUGAUUACGCGAGGACCAGGCUUGCCGACACGGCUGGGCAUGUGAAGGAUUAUGCCAGGGAGUAUGGCGGGUAUUUGCAGAGUAAGGUCAAGGAUGCUGCGCCUAGUGCGUAA
Molecule: messenger RNA, 471 nt
Organism: Salvia splendens (bonfire salvia)
Lineage: Eukaryota; Viridiplantae; Streptophyta; Magnoliopsida; Lamiales; Lamiaceae
Product: oleosin G
Exons: 1
Coding region: 1-471 (156 amino acids)
Biological process (GO): lipid storage
Cellular component (GO): membrane; monolayer-surrounded lipid storage body
Source: RefSeq, a predicted model, not a curated record